CGUGGAAGGGGCGGGCCUCAAGUGGUGGCGGGAAAGCGGCGGCCGUGGAGCGUCUUCCCGGACGCUGAGGGGCCGGAGGCCGCGGCGAGUCCCGGUCCGGCCGCUGGCGCCGCCAUGGACUCGGCCGAGGUGGAGUUCCUGGCCGAGAAGGAGCUGGUCACCAUUAUCCCGAACUUCAGUCUGGACAAGAUCUACCUUAUCGGGGGCGACCUGGGGCCUUUCAACCCCGGCUUACCCGUGGAAGUGCCUCUGUGGCUGGCCAUCAACUUGAAACAAAGACAGAAGUGUCGGCUGGUUCCUCCCGAGUGGAUGGACGUGGAAAAGUUGGAGAUGAUGAGGGAUCAUGAACGAAAGGAAGAAACGUUCACCCCUAUGCCCAGCCCUUAUUACGUGGAACUCACCAAACUCCUGUUAAACCAUGCUUCGGACAACAUCCCGAAAGCAGAUGAGAUCCGGACCCUGAUCAAGGAUGUGUGGGACACUCGCAUAGCCAAGCUCCGGGUGUCUGCUGACAGAUUCGUGAGACAGCAAGAGUCACAUGCCAAGCUGGAUAACCUCACCUUGAUGGAGAUCAACACCAGCGGGGCUUUCCUCACACAAGCGCUCAAUCACAUGUACAAACUCCGCACAAACCUGCAGCCUCCUGGAGGUGCCCAGUCUCAGGACUUCUAGGGAGACUCUGGUUUGUAAAGGCCUCGUGUCUGCCGGCAGGAGGCUCCCCAGCUGGUGAGUGCGUGCUCAGGACUUGACGGAGGUACUCACAUUUCUGGAGCGCAAGAACUACUUCUGAACGUGUGAAAAAAAAAGCUCCGUGAAGCAAGGAAUGGAUUUAUAACGUUGGGAAGCAACAGGCUUGUGCUUAGUCCCCAAGGCGCUCAUUAAUUCCCCGUCUGUAUCUAGCAGCCAGCUGUCCUUUUAUAGGGGUGGAGGAGAAAAAGAGCUUUGGCAAAACAAUUUUCCCCAGCAGAGACUCAGGUCUCCUGCACAGAACUGUCACAGGCAGGUGAGUAUUCACUAAUGUCAGGCAUUGCUUUUAAAAGAUAGAGCCACAGUAGGAAUGCCAGUGGUGGCUUUGGCCCUUUUUCUUUCUUGCUACUGAUCACUUGGAUUUAAUUUAGAAUGUCCUACAGAGGUAGUUCACAGAGAGGAUAGCAGACGAGUGGCCGGUGACAGCGAGCUGUGUCCAUCUGAGCCCUGACACACAGUAAAGAUGGAUUAGCCCAAAUCUCUGUUGGGUUUGUUUCCUGCGUAACUACCCCGACAGGGGCGAGCCAGGUGGCUAAAACAGCCUGAUCGACCAAAUAGAGAGGUAGGUAGCAGGUGGCCGUCAGCUUCAGCCCAGGACUCUGCACGUCUCGUUCUCUUGUCUACUCCUGGGUCGGGUCUAAAGGGUGGCUCAUCAUCAAGGGGAAAGUCAGGGAAAAAUUAAUUCCGUGUCACUGAGUGUGAGGGUGAAGCUGAAACACGACACCAGGAGGGAAAGUGGGGACGUGGUGCUGGACGGACUGUUACAGGCAGUGGUGGCUCGAGAGGUAUUUUACUUUCUCCCUAGGAGAAAAACGUGUAGCUGUAGCAUUCUGGAAUGGCUACGUUCCCUGUAGAAAGCUCUUACCUGAAGAGGGGAAUGAUGGUCUACUCGCGCGCGUGUGGGUUCAGUGAGCAGCUGUUGGCAGCAGUCGCAGCGGCAGUCAGAGGCAGUGGUGCACCAGCUCGGGGGCUUUUUGAGGCGUGGAUGUGCUUGAUCAAAUGAGGCUAGAGUGCCUGCUGGUCUCUGCCCUUCAGUGUUUCAAGUACAAGCCUCAAGUUACUCGAGCACUGUUUCUCCAGCCCAGAUUGGUGCCUAGCUGUCCCUCCAACAAACAGCUGGUGGCUCUUACUUGAGCACUGAGGGCCAGAUGUGGAGGGAUCAGGACCCCAAAGACCUAGUCCUGCCUCUUCAGCUCGCUCUUACACAGAGUCCUUCAGAUGUACUUUGGAGACUCUUCUAGCAUGAAACGAGCUACUGUGGCAGCUCGGGAGCUGUGCGUGUCUCAGGUCUCACCCUGAACACCCUUCUCUUAAAGCCUGGCUGAGGUGCAGCCCGGCCUGUCUGCGCGGUUCACCUGCAAAGCUGCAGGAUCGUCGAGCUUUUGUUUUUGAGGGGCUUUAUUGCAACAUAAAAGAUUUUUUCUCAACAUGAUUUAGGAAGAUUUUAUUUUUUGAAUGUUGUCAGAAAUUACAGCAAUAUAUUCAUAAAUACCUAAUUACUACAUUCAACAAAUAAUAUUACGAUACAAUUAAUUCAAACAAGUACACUUAGAACAGGUUUAAUUUCACAGCAUCUAAACUGUCCCCAGAGUGACCGAGGCACCGUCCCUCCUCCCUCCCGUCCUGGCUCACUGUUCUAGCAGGUAAGCACAGGGCA
Vicugna pacos (alpaca) is the source of this 2404-nucleotide messenger RNA. It is a transcript of the gene GINS2, whose product is annotated as GINS complex subunit 2. Gene Ontology annotation, cellular component: GINS complex; nucleus. Lineage: Eukaryota; Metazoa; Chordata; Mammalia; Artiodactyla; Camelidae. Gene Ontology annotation, biological process: double-strand break repair via break-induced replication; DNA replication. The record is from RefSeq and is a predicted model, not a curated record.